GCUUAGGGAAACAAAAGGAAACCAGCUGCAGAACUUCCUGAAGAGAGAGAGAGGGGAGAGGGAGAGAGAACUAACAGGAUUAUUUAUAUUUUAAAAAAAGAAGAAGAAAAAGAGAAAAGAGAAGGGUGGGGGAAAGUGAGGAAAAGAAGGUUUAGCAGCUAGGAUCUGUGAGCCUGCCCUGAGUUCAACCUCUCCCACCAUGACCAGUGCAAUCCUGAGGAGAAAUUCCAGUAAACAGGGCUUAGAAAACCUCUUAAGGAUGACGACACAGUGGAGUGUGGAGGAUGAGGAGGAAGCAGCAAGGGAGCGACGCCGAAGGGAACGGGAAAAACAGCUCCGGUCCCAGGCAGAGGAGACCUUGAACAACACCAGCUCUUGCUCAGAGAAUGAAGUGCCCUCAGAAGAAAACCAGUGUGAUUUUAAGCCCUCUGGUACUUCAGAGCUGGAAGAGGAUGAGGGAUUCAGUGACUGGUCACAAAAGCUUGAGCAGCGCAAACAGAGGUCCCCAAGGCAGUCCUAUGAGGAAGAGGACAGUGGACUGAGGGAAGCUGAGGUCAAGAUGGAGCAGGUCCAGCUGGAUCAGGAGAGCCCAGAAGAGGUCAACCAGGAGGAGAAUGAGGAGCUGAGGCAGAAGCAGCUGGAGACGGAGGAGUAUGGGCAGCUGUGUGAGGAAGAACAUGGCCAAGAGCAGCAGCAGCAGCAGGAGGAGGAAGAGGAGGAGGAGCAGCUGCAGGAGGAUAAAAAGAGGAGGAGGAAUGAAGAAGAAGACACUCCAGAGAAACGUCCAAAAGCCCCAAGCCCCUGCAAUUUUGAAGAGGAUGAAGAAUGUUCUGGUCAAUCUCCACCAAGUUCCACAAAGAUCACAGACCGCACAGAAUCCCUGAACCGCUCCAUACAGAAAAGCAACAGCAUAAAGAAGACUCAGCCACCCCUUCCUGUUUCAAAGAUUGAUGACAGACUGGAGCAGUACACUCAUGCCAUUGAGACAUCUGCUAAGGCUCCGAAACCUGUCCGACAACCAUCCAUUGACCUUCCUGCUGGUAUGGUUGUUGCCAGCACGAAAAGCCUUUGGGAGACUGGAGAGGUCACAGCUCAAGCGUCUCCUAAGACACCAGCCUGUAAGGACAUUGUGGCUGGAGACAUUGUGAGUAAACGAAGCCUUUGGGAACAGAAAGGUGGCCCAAAGCUUGAAGGCAAUGCCAAGAGCACUCCUGGCAAGAAGUACAAAUUCGUAUCAACUGGACAUGGCCAGUACAAGAAGGUGUUGAUAGAUGAUGCAACGGAACAAUAGUGUGUCCAGAGUACUAAUUAACCAGCUGAGCUUGGUCCUAGCUCGAUGCAACCCUCUGCUGAUGUAUCUUCUGCUACGAGGGAGAUAACCUAAAGAUGUUUUUCUCCUGCUCCUCCUCCUCCUCCCAGGCAGCUGACUUCAGGCUGUUUUGGAGCAGACAGUCUCCUCCUGGGUGGGAGUGUUGCCCCAAGAUGCUUUUAGUUGGAUGAAAGGAAUAAGAUCAGCUGGCAAAAUUGAUCCAUGUUUUAAAUUUUCUAUAUGGUUCUCUUUGGCUGUUUUGUAUUUGGCUCCUCUGGGCUCUUCUGUUUCCAUGCUGGGGACUGGAGACUGUUCCUUUGGCAACCUUUCACCUUUUGAAUGUAUGAAGAGAAUGCUCUACUAAUUGGCCAAACCUAGUGGGGGUCCUGGUAACCACUAAGAAAGCUGAGUUAUUCAAGCCAUUUGGGUUGGGGAGGGAGGAAGCUAAACAAAAAUUUUAAUGCUUGAAGAAGAGCAGUAGCAUAAUGGAGUGUAGAGAUGCUUCUCACCCAUCAGACCCCUACUGCUGUGUAGCCCCAACAGUUUUGGAAAUGCUGACCUAUGUCAAGGGUAUCCUAGAAGCAUCUGUCAUCUUUAGGCUGAGGGAACAUAACCCCUGUUGUUUUUGCCAUAGCUAUACCUGGGCCACUUCUGCUUUUGAACUUUAAGAUGCAGAGGGAAUCCUUGCCCUUCCCCUUUCCAUGGAGGACAAGGCUAAAUUAGUCUAGUCCAGUCCAGGUUUUCUCAGUUUCCAGAUGCAGGUACAAAACUUUCUGGACUCUGUCCAUGUGAACAGUGGCCACUCAGAGCUAUGGU
Molecule: messenger RNA, 2125 nt
Organism: Gavialis gangeticus (Gharial)
Lineage: Eukaryota; Metazoa; Chordata; Crocodylia; Gavialidae
Gene: LSP1
Product: lymphocyte-specific protein 1
Exons: 11
Coding region: 200-1291 (363 amino acids)
Biological process (GO): signal transduction
Molecular function (GO): actin binding
Source: RefSeq, a predicted model, not a curated record